AUGACGACCUGUCGUCCUUUCGCUCUAUCCGUCUUCGCUAAGGUACAACUUAAACAAACCGCGGACAACUUUCAAACGAAAACAGCAAAUCUGGAAAAGCGAUGCUUGGAACUGACUCAGGAGUUGGCCAAUCAUCAGUCGCUGGUUAAUGCUGCUGAGGCCAAAUUAACCGAACAAGAAACGGACAGUAAACAGAAACUGGAAGAUUUUCAAAAAUACCGCCGCCAGACAAUGGAAGCAUUGGUUUCCGAUUCUCCCCGUCUCUGA
This is a messenger RNA of Echinostoma caproni, 267 nucleotides long. The record is from the annotation of a GenBank genome assembly. NCBI's taxonomy places the organism in Eukaryota, Metazoa, Platyhelminthes, Trematoda, Plagiorchiida, Echinostomatidae.